Molecule: messenger RNA, 564 nt
Organism: Cladocopium goreaui
Lineage: Eukaryota; Dinophyceae; Suessiales; Symbiodiniaceae
Source: the annotation of a GenBank genome assembly
AUGCUUGCUCGACGAGCACAACUGUUUCGAACCCGAACCUCCACGGAGCCAGCCAACUUGGUGACCCCUGAGUUUCUCAGUGUCAAGAGUUUUCCUCCGUUGACCUGGGUUGUAGAGGACUUUGUGCAGGAAAUGCCCGAUUCUGUUGCUCAUGCAGCAGACCCAGCGACGGCAUGGCUGAGGUCUUACUUGUCCUGCGUAAAUGACUCUUCAGGUGAUGAGGUUCAUAUUCUUUCCAGGCUCUACAGCGAUGUGAAGGUGAAAACACUUUUUUUGCCUGCGACGACAAAAUCUGAUCUUCAGGAUUUGUCAAAGCUCGAGUGGCAGAAAUUGACGACAGAGUUCAAGCAAGAGCUGGGCGAUUUGAAAAAACAUAUCCUCGCAAGCCUCCACGCAAGGUCCUUUGAAGGUGAGCCAAUGACUGGCCGGACGCUAGAACGAUCGCUGCGAUUCAUCGUUCAGGGGCUUCAGCGAGGAAAGUUCCAUGAGUUGCCCUCCCUUUGGGUCACUUGGACCCAACAAGUCGCAGAGAUGUCUUUGCAGGACCGUUGGGAUGAACGAUGA